Thunnus maccoyii (southern bluefin tuna) is the source of this 2291-nucleotide messenger RNA. RefSeq names its product nuclear receptor-binding protein-like. Gene Ontology annotation, biological process: intracellular signal transduction; protein phosphorylation; endoplasmic reticulum to Golgi vesicle-mediated transport. NCBI's taxonomy places the organism in Eukaryota, Metazoa, Chordata, Actinopteri, Scombriformes, Scombridae. The record is from RefSeq and is a predicted model, not a curated record. The transcript has 18 exons. The coding region runs from base 611 to 2188 and encodes 525 amino acids. Gene Ontology annotation, molecular function: protein kinase activity; ATP binding. Gene Ontology annotation, cellular component: endomembrane system; cytoplasm.
UGCUAGUCUGUAUUAGUUAUAACUGAUUUUACUUGCAGCUGAAGGAGUUUUAACACGGAUGUUUUAACUGCGCUGUGCGUUAAAAUAAACACACUGAACGGUGGUUUACCAACUAACGCUAGUCCAUAACCUACCAUGGAUAUAUACAGAGCUAUACUGCUACAUUAGCCAAUACAUCUUUUAAAAAUCAUAUUCUACUUAGGGGGCAAAUGUAAUGUCACUAUUUAAUAAUAUUUAAGACACCACUGCGUUUUCUUUGCGCAAACAAGCACUGCUCGAGUACAUCCCCGACCCUCCCACCCCUGCCAAGAGAAAAGAGACUAAACCCAACAACAUAUUUUAUGACGAACUAGCCUUUUUGUUUCAUAGCGUCUUUUUUUACAGGUUUUUCACCAGUAUGUACCCCAAGGCCACUUACGCGGCGUUAUUUUUCUGUUAUACGUUCUCCAUCCCCAGGCUCUAACUUGUUGAAAGCCAGGCCUGAGGAGAAGAUGGAUGUGUAACCAGCUCAAACAGAGAGAGAGGAGACGGCAAGAAAGAGGCUUCCCAUCACUUGUCACAGCUCAGUACCAGGAGCAGAGAGGAGGAGGUCUACCAUUCAAGUUGUGUCAUGAUGGCAGAGGCAGAGGGGAAAGGAGCUUCAGCUGAAGAGGGAAAUGUGGUAGAGGCCACAGCAGCAGACAUAUCUAGUAGUACUCAGCAGGUACAAGGUGGAGCAUCUGUUUCUCCACCUGUGUCCUCCAUACAGCCCCCUGCCACUACAGCCACAGAGGAUGAGGACGAGAGUGAAGACGAGUCAGAAAUCCUAGAGGAGAGUCCCUGCGGCCGCUGGCAGAAGCGUAGAGAGGAGGUAACUCAGCGUAAUGUGCCAGGGAUAGAUGCUGCGUACUUGGCCAUGGACACAGAGGAAGGGGUAGAGGUAGUGUGGAAUGAAGUCAUGUUCUCAGAGAGGAGAAACUUCAAGCUGCUGCAGGAGAAAGUGAAGGCUGUAUUUGAUAACCUGAUCCAUUUGGAACAUGCAAAUAUUGUCAAGUUCCACAAGUACUGGACGGACACGAAGGAGAACCGCGCCAGGGUCAUUUUCAUUACUGAAUAUAUGUCAUCAGGAAGCUUGAAGCAGUUUCUGAAGAAGACAAAGAAGAAUCACAAGACCAUGAAUGAAAAGGCUUGGAAGAGAUGGUGCACACAGAUCCUGUCAGCUCUCAGUUAUCUCCACUCGUGUCACCCUCCCAUCAUCCAUGGCAACCUGACCUGUGACACAAUCUUCAUCCAGCACAAUGGGCUCAUCAAGAUCGGAUCAGUUGCUCCAGACACCAUUAACAACCAUGUGAAGACGUGUUAUGAGGAACAGAAGAACUUGCACUUCUUUGCCCCAGAAUAUGGAGCUGUUGUGGACGUCACCACAGCUGCAGACAUCUACUCAUUUGGCAUGUGUGCCUUAGAGAUGGCACUUUUGGAGAUCCAAGGAAAUGGAGAGUCGUCUUAUGUUUCUGAGGACUCGAUCAGCAUCGCCAUACAGUUGCUGGAGGACCCACUGCAAAAAAAGUUAAUCCAGAAGUGCCUGGAGUGUGACCCUAAUACAAGGCCUACAGCCCGAGAGCUGCUGUUUAACCAGGCUCUAUUUGAAGUACCGCUGCUAAAACUGCUGGCUGCACAUUGUAUUGUCAGCCACCAACACAUGAUCCCUGAGAAUGCCCUGGAGGAGAUUACCAAAAACCUGGACCCCAACCUGAUCAUUGCUGACAAGAAAGACAACGUUCAGCUCAAGCUUUCACAGUUUCCUGCAUUGGAGCUUGAUAAAUUCCUGGAGGAUGUUAGGAAUGGUAUUUAUCCCAUGACAGCAUUCGGGCUCCCUUGUCCUCAGCAGCCUCAACAGGAGACUGUUAAAUCUCCCGUUGUCAUUCCCUUGGUCAAAUCCCCCACCCCUGAACCUGCAGAGCUGGAGACACGGAGGGUCAUUCAUAUGCAGUGUAAUGUUGAAACUGUUGAGGAGGGAGCAAGAUAUCAUCUAACAUUGCUGCUGAAGCUGGAGGACAAACUGAAUAGACAUCUAAGCUGUGACAUGUUACCUCAUGAGAAUGUUCAAGAGCUGGCCGGAGAGUUAGUUCAACUGGGCUUAAUCAGUGAGGUGGACCAAAACAUGAUAGCCUCUCUACUAGAAGAAACAUUCAGCCAAGCUCUUCAAUAAUGACAGUUUCCUCAACAUGUUACUGUCUCCUCAUAAGUGCACACUCUCAACCCUGAUUCAUUUACUGAUUAUUCAACAUUGUGACCGUAUUUAAGUUUUUUUU